Messenger RNA from Necator americanus (New World hookworm), 927 nucleotides. RefSeq lists its product as uncharacterized. Gene Ontology annotation, molecular function: structural constituent of cuticle. Lineage: Eukaryota; Metazoa; Nematoda; Chromadorea; Rhabditida; Ancylostomatidae. Bases 1 to 927 code for a protein of 308 amino acids. The record is from RefSeq and is a predicted model, not a curated record. The transcript has 2 exons.
AUGAGUACAACAAUUGCGACCGGCGUUGCCGGUAUCACCGCCGUCGCUACGGUGUUCUCUAUCGUCACCGUUCUCUACCUUUUCAAUGAUAUCAACAAUUUCUAUGAUGAUGCCAUUGAAGAGCUCUCAAACUUCAAGGAUAUUGCCAACUCUGCAUGGCAUGAGAUGAGGCCUUCAUAUCAGGAUAUGAGGGAGAAAAGAGAGGCCAUUUUGGGAAUAUCCCGGCAACGCCGUCAAUGGCCACCACAUUGCAACUGUGGAACUCCUCCACUGAAAUGCCCCGCGGGACCACCAGGUCCUCCUGGAACGCCGGGGUUAGAUGGAGAAGCCGGGCGGCCAGGGCUACCAGGCAAACGUGGCGUUGACGGCAUUUCUAUUAGUUUUGGCGGCGGUGCUGGUGGCUGCAUUAAGUGUCCUCCAGGGCCUCCUGGAACUCCAGGCCCAGAUGGACCUCCAGGACUGCCUGGUCCAGAUGGUACGCCAGGAGCUAGGGCACUUGAUGGGGGUCAAGGACCACCAGGACCUCCUGGACCAGCUGGAGAUCCCGGAACGCCAGGAGCCCCAGGAGCUCCUGGUGAACCAGGGCGAGCUGGCUCUCCCGGACAACGUAGCAUUGGACUACCAGGACCUCCUGGACCACCCGGUCCCAUUGGACCCCCUGGACCAGCCGGAUUGGAUGGUGCUGCAGGUGGACCCGCACAACCUGGACCGCCUGGACCUAUGGGACCACCAGGUAACCCUGGACGCCCCGGUCCAGAUGGAAUGCCGGGAGCUCCUGGACAAGCAGGAAUGCCCGGUGGGGAUGCUGCGUACUGCCCAUGUCCACCGAGGACAGAUUACUCACGACCAGGGGCUGCCGGAGUUUCUCGCAACAAAAAGAGUUCAGCUAACUCUAAAGGAAGGACUUCCGGAACCACAAGCCAAUAA